AUGAAGGCCUCACAUGGGAAGAGGUCGACAGUCGCGGGGAUUCCAAGAAUGGAAGAAAGUUGCAGGACAGGUGCACUUGAGUUUCACAUCUGCGAGACCUGGGAUCUUGAAACCAAGACUGGCCGUGCCAGGCAGUUUCUGAAGCAGGGGGGAAUCCUCUGUGGCUGCAUCUCGGGCUACUCACAUGCUUCCCAAGCACGCUUCUUAUUUCGUGACGACUUUGGCCAGGGCCUGGACAAGUGGCCCGAAGAAGCCAUACUUAGGCCAGGGGGAGGGGCCGAGAGAGCUUUUGUCAGGUCCGGUGCAGAGGAAGCCGGAGAAUCGGCCGAAGGUGGUACCGCCCCAAGACUCCUCGAGCCACGACUCUUUGGGUUUUGUUGGCUCUCGUGCCCGGCAGAGACACGCAUAGUGAAGUCCUAUUGCUUGCUACCGCCUGCAGACUCCUUCGUUCUGCUCCUGCGCGGAGCAAGUCAAUACCGGAGAAAAAGGGCUUCAGGGUGUAGGGUUUAG
Messenger RNA from Symbiodinium sp. CCMP2592, 510 nucleotides. NCBI's taxonomy places the organism in Eukaryota, Dinophyceae, Suessiales, Symbiodiniaceae. The record is from the annotation of a GenBank genome assembly.